AUGGGGUGCGCCGAUCGUGACGAGUCGAUUGCUGCGAUCGAACGGUCGAUAGAGCAGCAAGUGCAACAGAUCAUGGCGCAUAAGAUGCUCAUGGCGACGACCGGCUCUGGCGACUCCAGCUCCGUGGACCCACCGCGCUGGCUUCCCGCCGCUCAUGCCGACUCCGCUGCUCAAACGCCCUCACAUUCGGCGCGUUGCUCCCAGCCGGCGCUGCUGUCAAGCGCGCCUGGCGUCGCCGCGUGUCACGGUGGAAGCGCGACGCGCUUAUUCCACCCAUGGGUGCCACGCGAGACCGCACAUCACGGCGUGCAAUUCGGUAUCCGCGAACCGAUGGUCGUCUGGUCUCCGUACAGCGCGCAGCUCUACAUGCACCCUCCCGCCCUUCCCGCCCUUGCGCCGAACUUCCCCGGGAUGGCCGCUCCUCCUCCGCUUCCCCCCCUUCGGCCCUGCCCCCCGCCUGUUCCGCAGCACUCCCCGCCGCUGUCGCAGUGGUCAGCGGGCCCCUCUACCGCUUCCGCCAAGUCCGCGCAUGGCCCCACAGAGCACACGGGCGCAUUGCUGGAUACGCAGCCCGGCCAUUGUGAUGCCGGCGUGAAUUGCGGCGAGAGAACAGGCGUGGUGAUGCCAGCUCGUUGCGCGGCGCCAGAGCUCCUGAAGUCGCGCGUAGUAGCCCCUUCCGCCGCUAGCGCGGUGGCAUGCGGAAUGGCGCCGCCCUCGGAAGCAGGCGCCAAUGACGCGGACCUAUCGAUGCGCUGCACGCCGACAUGGGAAGCGGUGGCGGAGAGAAUGAGCGCGCCGGCGGCGCAAGGGAUGACGCAAGGGGUGGCGGAAGGAGGCCUGCUGGGGGAAGGCGACGACAUCAGCGCGUGGUUGAGCCGCCUCGUGGGCGGCACGGCUGGCCCUGGCCUGCCGGAUGCACCGACGAUGGAGCUCACGCAAUUACAAGGAAAUGAGGCGACGCGUGGCCACGCGAUGCUGACGUCAGCUGGAGUCGCGUCAUGUGGCAGUGGCACCGCAGCAAGUGCGGGACGUGGCACCGCGUACAGUCACAACGGCGUGCGUGGUGAUGUGACGCGCUGCGAUAACGUGCCAUUCAACAACCCCAUGCCCUGUAACAGUCUCGGCGCCAUGCCUGCUGCACCCGCACCUGCCUACAUCUCAGCGCGCGCUCUCCCCUCCGCGCAGCGACAUCCCGCCCCUGCUCCUCCUGCUACGCAAACGGGAGGAGGGGCUAUGGGGGAGCAGAGAGGGGAGUGGGGGAGGCGAGGGGUGGGAGAGGAGGAGAGCGAUGAGGGUGGGGGGGUGGAGGAGGAGAGAUGCAUGGAGGGCAUGACAGUAGAGCAGAUUCUGCAGGAGAGGCGAAAGCGCAGCCGUCAACGCCGACAGCAACUGCUAUCACAUCUUGAAUCCGAUGCUACCAAGCUAAAGGCGGAGCGGGAGCAGUUGAGGUCAAAGCUUGCACAUGCUGCAAACAGGCUCACACAGCUGCAAGAGCGGCAGAAGAAGCUGGAGCACGAGAGGGAUACAAUAAAAGCAGAGAUAGAGGCAGGCAGGAAGAAGAUGAACAAUGCACGCAGGACAUAG
Messenger RNA from Closterium sp. Yama58-4, 1584 nucleotides. NCBI's taxonomy places the organism in Eukaryota, Viridiplantae, Streptophyta, Zygnematophyceae, Desmidiales, Closteriaceae. The record is from the annotation of a GenBank genome assembly.